AUGGUUCCUGUUUCAGGGUCAACAACAGUCCGGUGGGGCUGGAGGCCAAGGGGAAAAGAAGGAUGACAAGGAGAAAAAGAAGAAGUAUGAGCCCCCAGUGCCAACUCGUGUUGGCAAGAAGAAGAAAAAGAUGAAAGGUCCAGAUACUGCCAGCAAGCUCCCUAAAAUUACACCACAUACAAGAUGUCGGCUGAAACUUUUGAAGAUGGAGAGAAUCAAAGACUAUUUAUUAUUAGAGGAAGAAUUUAUUAAAAACCAAGAGAGACUGAAGCCCCAAGAAGAGAAACAUGAGGAGGAAAGGACAAAGGUGGAUGAGUUGCGUGGCUCACCAAUGUCUGUCGGUAAUUUGGAGGAAAUAAUUGAUGAUAACCAUGCCAUUGUAUCAACAUCCGUUGGAAGUGAACACUAUGUCAGUAUACUGUCAUUUGUGGAUAAAGAUCAGUUGGAGCCCGGCUGCUCAGUCCUCCUCAACCACAAGGUGCAUGCAGUAGUGGGUGUUUUGUCAGAUGAUGUAGACCCUAUGGUCACAGUGAUGAAGCUGGAGAAAGCCCCACAAGAAACAUAUGCAGACAUUGGUGGUCUAGACCAACAAAUUCAAGAAAUCAAGGAAUCUGUGGAACUGCCUCUCACACAUCCAGAAUACUAUGAAGAGAUGGGAAUCAAACCUCCUAAAGGUGUUAUAUUGUAUGGUCCCCCAGGCACAGGCAAGACAUUGUUGGCCAAGGCAGUGGCAAAUCAAACUUCAGCUACCUUCCUCAGAGUAGUCGGCUCAGAACUUAUACAAAAAUAUUUGGGUGAUGGUCCCAAACUUGUUCGUGAACUGUUCAGAGUUGCAGAGGAACAUGCUCCAUCUAUUGUAUUUAUAGACGAGAUUGAUGCUGUGGGAACAAAAAGAUAUGAUUCCAAUUCUGGUGGUGAGAGAGAGAUCCAGAGGACUAUGUUAGAGCUGUUGAAUCAGCUUGAUGGCUUUGAUUCCCGGGGAGAUGUCAAGGUUGUCAUGGCUACAAACAGGAUAGAGACUCUAGAUCCUGCUUUGAUUCGACCUGGUCGAAUUGACAGGAAGAUUGAGUUUCCAUUACCAGAUGAGAAAACAAAGAGGAGAAUCUUCAAUAUCCACACAAGUAGAAUGACUCUAGCCGACAAUGUUAACAUUGAUGACUAUGUCAUGGCAAAGGAUGACCUAUCUGGUGCAGACAUUAAGGCUAUAUGUACAGAAGCUGGCUUACUAGCUCUGAGAGAGAGGAGAAUGAAGGUGAGAAAUGAAGAUUUCUCGAAGGCCAAGGAGAAUGUGCUGUACAGGAAGAAUGAGGGAACUCCAGAGGGGCUGUAUCUCUAAUGUUUUAUGUACAAUCAGACUGUCAUCCCUAGGACCUGAACAACUAGGUCUUGGACAUGUGAAGUGCUUUGAUGAAAUUAUCAAUUGGAAAAUAGUGCAGUUUUGGGAAAAAAACAACAUGGUUUCUGUGUGUGAAUAUCAUCAACAUGAAAGAAAGAAUGUGUGAAAGCAUAAUGUAUGUUGGAAAUAAUGAUAAAUUAAACAUUUGAUGUCA
Molecule: messenger RNA, 1550 nt
Organism: Ylistrum balloti
Lineage: Eukaryota; Metazoa; Mollusca; Bivalvia; Pectinida; Pectinidae
Product: 26S proteasome regulatory subunit 4
Exons: 11
Coding region: 131-1336 (401 amino acids)
Biological process (GO): proteasome-mediated ubiquitin-dependent protein catabolic process
Cellular component (GO): proteasome regulatory particle, base subcomplex
Molecular function (GO): proteasome-activating activity; ATP hydrolysis activity; ATP binding
Source: RefSeq, a predicted model, not a curated record